AGACACACCUCGCCCCGUGGCUUCCUCCUGCUCCCGUUGAUUUCUUGGCAGCGUCCGUCCGCAGCUAGAAACCAAAGCACACUCGUCUUCUUCCUUCCCCAUUCUGUCAGCUACUCUUCUUCCUCCUCCUCCUCCUCACAUGGACGCGUCAUCGUCGGAGGACCGUCAGUCGCCACGCAGCAGGCAGCUGCAGCUGCAGGGCCCGCGCCCCCCGCGGCUGUCCGUCAGCAAGGACUCCCACAAGGUCAGGAAGCCGCCCGUCGUGCCGCUGCCCUACGGAGCCCGGCAGCAAGCCCCCAACAACCGCCACCAGCAAGCUCAGCCGCGGGCGCCGGUCAUCAUCUACGACGCCUCGCCCAAGGUCAUCCACACCCAGCCCGGCGAGUUCCUGGCGCUCGUCCAGCGCCUCACCGGCCCGGGCGCGCCGGCUCAGUACUCCGCCGAGGAGGCGGCGGGGUCCUCUGCCAUGCCGCCGCAGUUCCAGCCGCAGGAACUGCCUUUCUCGCCGGCGGCGAGGUACGCCGCGAUCGAGAGGUCCGUCCGGCCGCUGCCGCCUGGGCCCGCGCCGUACGCCGCCGGCUCCUGGCUGGACCUGGAUGGCUUCGCGGAGGUCCUCGGCCCGGGACGGCCCGGGAUCCUCUCGCCCGUGCCGUCAGCGCUGCCGGCGGCGGCCUCGGCGGGGCUGUUCUCGCCGCUGCCGUUCGACACCAGCUCCCUGUCCUGGCUCAACGACCUGAGCCCGUUCCUCGCCUCCGCCGGCGCCCGCGACGCGCCGCCCUUCGCCUCGAGCCCUGGCGGCCUGCUGCUUGCCACGCCCACCGUGCCCUCGCCGGGGAUGAUGAUGCGGUUCUUCAGCGACUUUCCGGACCUGUAAAUUAACCUGAUUUGAUUUGAUUUGUUUUUUUCUGCGUCCGGGUUUAAAUGGCUGCCGGAGGACCAGGGAGUAGGUGUGCUAGUGAGCUUCGUCUCUGGGUAGUUGGCUAAUCAAUCAGAAAAAAAAUACUACUCCUCCUGAUUGAGUAUUAAGUUGAGUAGAUAGACAUCGCUCCUGUUAAUUGUUUGACAUUGUCAACUGAUUGAGUAGUGUAGGUUUGUGUUAACCUUGUUUCAAGAUUAUUGACUCUUGGGAGCCAACCACCUUUGGUGGGUGGUUCUUUCAAUUAAUUCUGAUUGUGUUACUUGUAAACGAAGGUGUGAUAUGUUG
Messenger RNA from Triticum aestivum (bread wheat), 1204 nucleotides. RefSeq names its product protein MKS1. NCBI's taxonomy places the organism in Eukaryota, Viridiplantae, Streptophyta, Magnoliopsida, Poales, Poaceae. The record is from RefSeq and is a predicted model, not a curated record. Gene Ontology annotation, cellular component: nucleus. The transcript has a single exon. The coding region runs from base 140 to 874 and encodes 244 amino acids.